Molecule: messenger RNA, 2712 nt
Organism: Arabidopsis thaliana (thale cress)
Lineage: Eukaryota; Viridiplantae; Streptophyta; Magnoliopsida; Brassicales; Brassicaceae
Gene: MOS7
Product: nuclear pore complex protein-like protein
Exons: 9
Coding region: 96-2528 (810 amino acids)
Biological process (GO): nucleocytoplasmic transport; ribosomal large subunit export from nucleus; ribosomal small subunit export from nucleus
Cellular component (GO): nuclear envelope; nuclear pore
Molecular function (GO): structural constituent of nuclear pore
Source: RefSeq, marked reviewed
AUCGCUUCUUUUCUCCCUUCUCUUCCCGCCGUGAAUCUGGUGUCUGUGUCUGCAUCUCCUUCCGACGAAAACAGAUACACUCGAGUGAAGAAAGUAUGAAAUUUAACUUUAACGAGACAGAGGAUGCACCAGAUUCACGACGAUCUCCGACGCCCAAAGAGCCGGUUAGGUGGGUUCCUCUCCAGAGCCACCCGGUUUUCGCUUCUCUUCCUUCCUCCCAAGAUGAACCCGCCGUGUCGCAGCUGUUUCCGAGAAAUUUCAUGGCUUGGGACGGAGACUCGCGCGUAUACUACUGGGAUUCGAGACGAUAUCUCCUUCACCGAUUAUCUCUGCGCUUGGGUGAACCUGAACCAUCCUCCGUCCUCGCCGCAGUCCCGUCCAAGGUGAUGCAACCAGACCUUCAGGUGACAUUUUCUGUUAGCAAAAUCUCCAUCAAUAAGUCUGGAUCAGCUGUACUUCUUGCCGGCUCAGAUGGGAUAUGUGUGAUGUACCUAUUUGGACGUGCUUCUGUGAUAGAAGACAAUGUCAUUUGCAGGGUAGUUUCUAUUGGUUCAGAAAUCUAUACUAGUAGUGACAGUGCCAUAACCUUGCUACAAGCAUCGUGGCACCCUGAUAGUGACACCCAUUUGGGAAUUCUAUCCUCGGAUGCAGUUUUCAGGCUUUUCGAUUUGUCUUCAGAUACUGAGCUACCAGAGCAAGAAUAUUAUCUGCAGCCCGGUGAGCCAGGAAGAUCUAGAACAGCUUCAUCAAUUUAUCCUGCUGAUUUCAGUUUUGGAGGAGAUCAUCUGUGGGAUAGAUUUACUGUCUUUAUAUUAUUCACUGAUGGUUCAAUUUAUAUCUUAUGCCCCGUUGUGCCAUUUGGAAGUGUUUACAAAUGGGAAUCCGUAAUGGAGAUUUACAACGAUGCUAAUAUGUAUGGGGUUAAGUCAUCCAAUUCGUUAGCAGUUAGCAACUCCAGUCUGGCUAUUGAAUGGUUGGAAGCUACAUUUCCAGAUUUGACUGAGCAAGGAACUAGAGGUGAAAAUAUAUUGGUGGUGAAAGCUCAGCCUUAUGCUUUGCUUGACGCAUCACUGGCUUUACAGGGCCCUUUAUAUAAAGCAUCUAGUGGCGACGGAGAUGAAGAUUUCGCUGUUCGGGAGGCAGAAUGUAAAGGCCGGGCAGUGAGUCUAUUAUAUAAUCUUGUUAGCAAAGAUUCGAUUCUGGUAACUGCCUGGAGUGCUGGACAAUUACAGGUUGAUGCCCUGGUUGAUGAAAUCCAGCCUGUUUGGAUAUCUGGUAACUCAUCUCGUCUUCGCAUGAACUCCCACAACAAAAUACAAGGAGUUGCAAUGAUUUGUGAGUCAAACAUAAGUGAGCUUCCAGUUGCAACUUCAAACCUGCCGCUCGAUCACACUGUUUGGUUAGGGCAUCCACCACCACUGUUAAGACUUGCAAUGGUUGAUUUGGCUCUCCCCAAAAUGCGUGAAGGUGGCUCUCUUGUUACCUUGUUUGCUGACUCCCUUUUGCCAGAACGAAUAUACUCCCUUCACGACGGUGGCAUUGAUUCAACAGUCUUACACUCUCUUCCCUUCACAAGUCAGGCCAGUGGAAAAGAUGAAGCUCUCAAAACGCCAUCUGUUCACACUGUCCUAAGUACAUGCCAAGAAGAAUCCGCUGUAUCUCCUUUGUUGGGUUUUGUGCCUCUGUCGGAUUCGUUUGGGUAUUCAUGGAUCGUUGCAGUCUUAUCCUCAGGAGAAUGCAUUGUGGCAGAGAUGAAAACUUGGGAUCUCUUGCUUCCAAUUCAUGUCAGUACGGAUAAGACAGUGUCUUCAAGCGCAAUAGAGAAAAAAGAGCAAGAGAACUCGUGCAUCAUAAGCAAGGAGCUCCUUGCAGGUCCCAAAAUUAGAAUUGCGCCCCACGCUUUACCUAACCAGCGUUCAACUCCAGCCAAUUCCGUAGAAGGCAGAUCAAUUCUGCUUGACUAUGUCAAACUUUUCCAUGAAAACUACAUCGAAUAUGCACACAAGGUCCACUUUGAGCUGCAGCAUCAUGCUCCUAACCUGAAGAGAAUAAUCGAUGACCAACACCAGCGGCUUGCUGAGGCAAAUGAGAAAAUAUCAAAAGUUGAGAAAAACCAAUCUUUUCUGGAGAAAAGGAUUGACAAAGCAAUUGAAAGACAUGAUUCUCUUGAACAAUGCUUGCAACGUCUCCGUAGCUUGCCUGGUACACACAAGAAACCUCUGACGAGAGCAGAACUGGAUUUUAAAUCGGAGCUCGAUCAAUAUGCGGGAGUUGAGGUGGAUGCGCUUCAAUCAUCCAUCGAAACACUGAGAGCAAGAGUGAAGAAGUCAACUCAAAAAUCUCACAAGGGCACAGUAGUCGCAGCUAGUCAGAAAAAGCAGUAUUCAAAGAAAAACUUAAUUCAAGAUACACAAAUGUCACAGCUUCAGUCCACACUCGCCAAACUAUCCCUGAUGAAUAGCGAUAACUCCAAGAAAGUCAAGAUCGUGGAAUCUGCGCUGAAAUCGCAAGAAAGCAGUUUCAUGUAGUCACUCACUGUAACAGGGACGCAGUUAUCAUUUCCUUGACUGACUAAAUCCUGUUCAAAUUUGAAUAUAUGUGCUGCACCAAAUUUUCUAACUCUCUCCUUGUAAGUUUUGUCUGUUAAAUCAAACUACGGUAUUACUUUAAUUUGUCUCUACAAAUGGUCAUUUUCUGCAAACUAUUCCUAUG